AUGGAGGUACUAGAUUACAUUAUGGAUGUACAUUUGAGAAACUUUAUAAGCCAAAAGUGGCACAUAUUGCUACUGUUGUACGUUCAAAUAAGCUGGUACAACACAGCUGUACUAGCACAGCGUACCUAUCAGGCAAGCUCAUCAAAUUCAGAACCAUCCAACGCCAUACAGAAUUGUAGUGUUGGCUUGAUGCAGUCAUGUCCUUGCAACACUACCGGGCUCUACUGUACCAGUCUUAAUCUAACAGUGGUACCCGAUGUUACAGUCAAAACAAUUACACAUUUAGAUUUGACAGGCAAUGCCAUAUCCAGACUUGAGAAUGCUAGUUUUCUUGAGUUGGAGUUCCUGGUAACGCUAUGUCUUGGUCACAAUCGUAUUAAUUUCAUCGAUCCACAAGCAUUUAGUAAUCUGUACAGACUGGAGACUUUAAAUCUGGAAAAUAAUGAGAUUACCAGUUUGGACCCAUCUGGACGUACAUUUCAACAUUUAGUUUCUCUGAAACUUCUAAACUUACAAGACAACAAGAUCACAAAAGUCAACAAGUAUUCAUUUAUCACAAUGGCUACCUUCGGCACAAUGCCAGCAACAGUAAAUCUGGAAAAUAACCCCAUUCUGUGUGAUUGUGACAUCUGGGCAUUGAAGCAGUGGAGGCAAACUAGAGAGGUCAGCAGAGUGGUCAUAAAAUUAAACUGUAGUGACAUAAACAGAUCAUACCUGGAAGUACCGGAAUCCACAUUUGGGUCUUGUAAUGCCAGUACAGAUGGUAUUUUCAGCGGUGAAACCUUGUGCCCAAUCUGCGUGAAUGUGGACACCAACAACAAAUGCAACUUGCAAGGACC
Molecule: messenger RNA, 839 nt
Organism: Candidula unifasciata
Lineage: Eukaryota; Metazoa; Mollusca; Gastropoda; Stylommatophora; Geomitridae
Source: the annotation of a GenBank genome assembly